This is a messenger RNA of Ichthyophthirius multifiliis, 1024 nucleotides long. RefSeq lists its product as hypothetical. The record is from RefSeq and is a predicted model, not a curated record. NCBI's taxonomy places the organism in Eukaryota, Ciliophora, Oligohymenophorea, Hymenostomatida. Gene Ontology annotation, molecular function: RNA binding; structural constituent of ribosome. The transcript is spliced from 3 exons. Gene Ontology annotation, cellular component: ribosome. Gene Ontology annotation, biological process: translation.
UUCAAGAUUAAGGUCUGUUUAAAAUACAAUGAAUAAAAUAUCCGAUAAAAUGAGAAUAAAGUAAACAGUAUAAGAAAAAUUAAAACUUUAAAGCUUUUUAACUGAUCAAAUAAAAGACGGCAAAUUUAAGGAAACAAUUGAUACUACAUCAAAAUAUGAUGAAGAAUUCAAUAAAUUUUUGAAAGGUUAUUAAGAUAAACAUAAGCAAUAUCCACAUAUAUUAGAUUUGUCACAUUAUACAAGAGAAAAUAGCGAAUUCGCUAAAUCAAAUUAAUUAAGAUAAGAAGAAAUAGAUAUGAUUGAAGAAUUUAGAAACAGAAAAUUAAAGAAUUUAAAUAAACCAAUUGAUUAAAUAGAUGGAGAUGAUGAGGAAAUCGAUUAGAAUUUGUAAGAAGAUGAUGAUGAAAAGCAUUAUGACUAAGAUGAAGAAUUAGAAUAAGUUGAAUUGGCUGGAAAUGAAAAUAUAGGUUAUAAAUAAGAAGAAUUGAGGUUAAGUUUAAAUGAAGAUUUCAUGAUUAUAUUACUUAGUAGAGGUUUAACUACAAAAGUGACAACUUUAUAAAGAAUUUAAUCUUACAGAUAUCUGAUUUUUAUGGGAAAUGGAAAUGGUUUAGUUGGAUAUGGAAAAGGUAAAGGAAGUGAUUUUGAAGAGGCUCUAGAUAAUGCUAUUUUACAUUGUAAAAGAAAUCUUAUUGCAAUUCCUUUGGAUUUAUAUCAUACUGUUCCUAGAUAACUUUAUGGAUAAUAUAAUAGAUUUGAAAUUACUGUUACUCCUGCAAGAACUUUCAAUCCUUGGGGAAGUCCAAUUAUUGCUUCUAUGCUUUUGCUUACAGGAUUUAGACAUUGUAGAUUUCAAACUGUAAGCAAAAAAAUUAAUCCAUAUAGUAUGAUUAUGGCUUAUUUCAAAAUGAUUACUCAAAAUAAAACUCCAAAAGAUAUUUGUGAAGAAACCGGAUAAAAAGUUUAUAGAGAAAAUUGGGGAGCUCCUUAUUUUGUUGGAAAUACUCCAGAUAAUUAUUUGUGA